Molecule: messenger RNA, 1995 nt
Organism: Zasmidium cellare ATCC 36951
Lineage: Eukaryota; Fungi; Ascomycota; Dothideomycetes; Mycosphaerellales; Mycosphaerellaceae
Exons: 4
Coding region: 1-1995 (664 amino acids)
Biological process (GO): protein refolding; endoplasmic reticulum unfolded protein response; cellular response to unfolded protein
Cellular component (GO): membrane; endoplasmic reticulum chaperone complex; endoplasmic reticulum lumen
Molecular function (GO): ATP-dependent protein folding chaperone; misfolded protein binding; ATP hydrolysis activity
Source: RefSeq, a predicted model, not a curated record
AUGACAGCCUUCUACAUCUGUGCCAUCCUGCUGGCACCCAUGCUCUUCAUGGGCAUGAUCCCAACAGCCCACGCUCAAGAAGACACAAAGGAGACGGGUGUCUCUGGACCAGCUGAGCUCGCAGUCAUUGGCAUCGAUCUCGGAACUACCUACUCAUGUGUGGGUAUCAUGAAGGGCGGCAACGUCGAAAUCCUUGUAAACGACCAAGGAAACCGAAUCACUCCAUCAUGGGUAGCCUGGAACGACGAAGAGCGUCUCGUUGGAGAUGCAGCAAAGAAUCAAUACGCCUCCAACCCACACCGAACAGUCUUCGACAUCAAGCGUCUCAUUGGACGCAAGUAUGACGACAAGGACGUUCAGAAGGAUGUCAAGCACUUCCCAUUCUCUGUGGUCAACAAGGGUGGCCAGCCACGUGUCAAGGUUGAUGUCGCUGGCGAUGAAAAGUCCUUCACUCCCGAAGAAAUCUCGUCCAUGAUCCUUGGCAAGAUGAAGGAAGUCGCCGAGUCAUAUCUUGGAGAGAAGGUCACCAACGCUGUUGUUACUGUCCCCGCCUACUUCAACGACGCCCAGCGAGCUGCAACUAAGGAUGCAGGCACAAUUGCAGGUCUCAAUGUCCUUCGUGUUGUCAACGAACCCACUGCCGCAGCUCUCGCCUACGGCUUGGACAAGACCGACAAGGAGCGCCAGAUCAUUGUCUACGAUCUUGGUGGUGGUACUUUCGAUGUCUCCAUCUUGACUGUCGACCAGGGUGUCUUCGAAGUUCAGGCCACCGCCGGUGACACUCAUCUUGGUGGUGAGGACUUCGACCAGCGUGUUGCGGACUACUUUGUCAAGAACUACAACAAGAAGCACGACACCGACAUCACCAAGAACGCAAAGACCAUGGGUAAGCUCAAGCGUGAGGUCGAGAAGGCCAAGCGCGCUCUGUCCAGCCAGAUGAGCACCAAGAUUGAAAUCGAGGCCUUCCACGAGGGCAACGACUUCUCUGAAACCCUUACCCGCGCCAAGUUCGAAGAGUUGAACAACGACCUGUUCAAGAAGACGCUCAAGCCAGUUGAGCAGGUUCUCAAGGACGCGAAGAUCAAGAAGAGCGAGAUUGAUGACAUCGUGCUCGUCGGUGGUUCCACCCGUAUCCCCAAGGUUCAGGCCAUGUUGGAGGAGUACUUUGGCAAGAAGGCUAGCAAGGGUAUCAACCCAGACGAGGCUGUCGCUUAUGGCGCCGCUGUCCAGGGUGGUGUCUUGUCUGGCGAAGAACAGGCCAGCGAGAUCGUGCUCAUGGAUGUAAACCCGCUCACCCUUGGUAUUGAGACCACUGGCGGCGUCAUGACCCACCUCAUCAAGCGUGGUACCACGAUUCCCACGAAGAAGAGCCAGAUCUUCUCUACUGCCGCCGAUAACCAGCCAGUCGUCCUCAUCCAGGUAUUCGAAGGCGAACGAUCUAUGACUAAAGACAACAACUUGCUGGGCAAGUUCGAGCUUUCUGGUAUCCCUCCUGCACCCCGUGGCCAGCCUCAGAUUGAAGUCACUUUCGAGCUGGACGCGAACGGUAUUCUCAAAGUUUCAGCCGGCGACAAAGGCACUGGCAAGAGCGAGUCUAUCACCAUCACCAACGACAAGGGCCGUCUUAGCGCUGAAGAAAUCGAGCGCAUGGUCGAGGAAGCCGAGAAAUAUGCUGAAGAGGACAAGGCCACGCGACAGCGCAUUGAGGCCCGCAACGGACUUGAGAACUAUGCCUUCAGCUUGAAGAACCAGGCCAACGAUGAGGAAGGCCUUGGCGGCAAGAUUGAUGAGGACGACAAGGAGACCCUCUUGGAGGCUGUCAAGGAGGCCACCGAGUGGCUCGAGGAGAACGCCCAGACCGCGACGACCGAAGACUUCGACGAGCAGAAGCAGAAGCUGUCUGACGUUGCCUACCCAAUCACAUCGAAGCUGUACGGCAGCGCUCCAGGAGGCAGCCCAGACGAUGACGACGAGCCAGUCCACGACGAGUUGUAA